Molecule: messenger RNA, 3240 nt
Organism: Osmerus eperlanus (European smelt)
Lineage: Eukaryota; Metazoa; Chordata; Actinopteri; Osmeriformes; Osmeridae
Gene: b3galt4
Product: UDP-Gal:betaGlcNAc beta 1,3-galactosyltransferase, polypeptide 4
Exons: 2
Coding region: 708-1817 (369 amino acids)
Cellular component (GO): Golgi membrane
Molecular function (GO): N-acetyl-beta-D-glucosaminide beta-(1,3)-galactosyltransferase activity
Source: RefSeq, a predicted model, not a curated record
GACCGACGGGAUCCUCAUAGUAAAUUGUUGGCUAGUCCUACACGACACGUCAUAAAAAAUUAAAAACUUUUAGUGCUGCACAUUGACCCAAAGUAUAUCCGUGAUCAUAAAACAAUAUUUGUUUGUCAUUUACAACCGAAGUCAUUCAGUUGGACCAUGGCUAUGAUGGAAGGUGUUCAUUGGGAGGGGCUGUUGGAACAAACAAGAGAUGAUGUUGGCGAGUAGACUGGCUAAUCAUCGUAUCGCCUUGUUUUUCCGCCGAAGCAUGUGAUAUCAUAUGCGGAUGCUUCUGCGACUUGUUUACCGGCUAUACGUAUAUAUUUUUAUAUCUCGCAUAGCUAGAAAUUGUUGUGGGGAGGACAACCAGUGAAUAAGACAAGGUAUGUGAACCCACUGUGAUUUACACGAUUUUUGUAGCUGCACAGUCCCAUUCUGGAUGUUACUGCAGCAGGGUACCAAUCGACUGCUACGUUUGGCACUUCCAACAUCCCGGGGCCAGGAAAUGUGAGCAGUUACGCAGACUUCCAUCUGCCACGAUAAUCGGAGAAUAUCCCACAAAGGGCAACGCAUUUCAACACGACUACAAGGAAAGAUUCUUAUGGCGAUUUAAUGAAAGUGAAAGUGAAAUUUGGUUACAAAGAACUGGUAGAGGGGUAAGUUGUGGAGCUUUCAUUGGGUGUUGCAGUGUGGAGGUUGGAAGGAGGUCGAUGGUGGGGCGGGGGUGGUGGGUGUGUAAACCCCGCUUCGGGAAGCGGGGGGGCAGGUUUGGUUUCCUUCCUGUCAUUUGUGUUGUGAUAGCAAGUGCAGCCUUGUUAGCGCUGUUGUUUGUGGACUCUAUCGAGUCAUGGGCCAUGAAAAUGAACACAGUGGUGGAGGCUCAGGGAGGUAUCAUACCUCCUCAAAGUGUGCCCCCGACUAGGCCCGAAGAAUAUCUGCUCAUGCCCAGCCCUCUGGUCUGUCAACGCGCCAAACCGUACCUCAUGGUCAUGGUCACCUCUGCACCAGCUAAUCAGAGGGCUCGCCAGGCCAUUCGAGACACCUGGGGUGGGGAGGUGGAGGUCAAGCGCCUGCGAGUCAUGACCCUUUUCAUGGUGGGAGUGGCCUCUGACCCUGGACUCUCCAAGCUGUUGAUAGAAGAGGCCCGUGAGCGAGGAGACCUGAUCCAGGGACGCUUUGUGGACAGCUACUCUAACCUAACCCUGAAGACUCUCUCCAUGCUGGGAUGGGCCCGCCGCUUCUGCCCUCAGGCACACUUCACGGCCAAAGUGGAUGAUGAUGUACUCUUCAAUCCAAGCGCCCUCCUGCACUUCCUGAACAGGAGCCGUAACCCCUAUGAGCAAGGGGACUUGUACCUGGGCAGGGUGCAUCUUCACGUGGCCCCAGACCGUGACCCAUACAGUAGGCACUACCUCCCCGCAGGAGCCUACCCUCCCUCUGUCUUCCCAGACUACUGCAGCGGUACAGCCUAUGUCAUGUCCCGCUCUGCUUUGCUCAAGAUCUCCUUGGCGGCAGCCGCCUCACCCCUGUCUACCCCUCUGCCUCCCGAGGAUGUAUUUGUGGGACUUUGUGCCCGUACUGCUGGGGUGCUGCCCUCCCAUUGCCCUCUCUUCUCUGGCGGCCCUUCAGUGCCGUAUGGGCGCUGCUGCUACCAGGCCAUGGUGUCCAUCCACCACAUCCCACCCAGAGAGAUGCUCCGCUACUGGGCCGACGUCCACUCUCCACCUCCUUGUUCCUGGUUGGGCGUACGCACAUCCCUGGGGGUCUGUAAAGUCAGGGCCUUGCUGGGAACUGCUUUAGGGAUGGAUCAGGGUUUGUAAUGGUGUGUUGGGAUAAACCAGCGUGCUGCGUCUCACUGCAAUACUGUGAAUAGCACAAGCGCUCUGCUUCAUUAGGUAUAAGAAACCACUGUGUACUUUUUAUAGCUUGAUUUAAAGAUGUACUUGAAUUUAUUUUUUGAUGAAUGGAAAGGAUGGCAUAUUUGUUAAAGCUAAAAGAAAGGUACUUAUUUGUAACUGUUUGAUGCUCUGGUUAUGAUUGAGACCACACACACAUACUCUCGAUUGAAUCAUACUGUAGAAAAAGUAUGUUCCUAAGCUGAAAUGAAAAUGCUAAUAUACUACAGGAUAUAUGCAUGCCAUUAGUAUAAAUAAAGCCUUUUAGUUAAGGGCUUACCUUGUUUCUCGAGAGCUUAUGUCCUGUACAGUAUAUCCACUCCAACCUUUGUUUUAUUCAGAAAAUUAAUAAGUUAUUAAAAUCAUGUGCACAAUGUAAUGUUUAGAACACACACCUAAAGUAUAAGUUAUCCAUUAAAUUGCAUUGUUACUUAUCAGGCAUAGGCAAAAGCAUACUAUAAACUUAAGUUGCAGACAGUUUGGUUACACUGACAAUGCUUUACACAAGACAGCAUAAAAAUACUACCUGUACAUGAUAGCAGAGUCUCACCAAAUACAUGAACAGCUACAAUGCAGUAAGCAAGCAAAACGAUAUAACUAAAUUACUGAAGUUUGUUUCUGUCUUUUCAAAACAUUACACUCUUCAUCCAAAAGGUAUAAAUUGUGUUGACUAACUUUCCAUGUAAGUAAAUAGUUCUGUUUAUUUAAAAUGUAUGAAAGGAAAGAUCAAGUGGAUCAGAAAAAGGGGCUCCUAGGUGGCUAUUUAGUUGUGUGAAGAACAGUGGGAGAGACCAAAGAUUUUUGAAUACUAAGAAGGAAUAGACAAACUGUCAACUCGUUUUCUAAAGCUGGAGGUUAUUCAGCUCUCCACCACCCAGAUGGAGCAGCAACAUUGUUCAGAUAAGAUAGAGAGCCAGGGGCACCCUGAACAGCAGCAGUAUUUGUAUCCAUGCUCUUUUAACUUACGUAACUGUAGUGUUAAGCAAGUAGGCUGCAAGUAAUGGACAGGAACUGCAUAGAUUUUCUGGUCUGUUCUUUGACCAUGGGUUUGGUGGUUUGACUUUUGUCAGCCAUUGGCAGAAAGGGGGGUUCACUACUGCUGCAGAGGGGAAAGGCCUUAGGGCAGGGGUGUCGAAUCCUUGUCCUUAGCGGCCGCUGUCCUGUAUGUUUUAGAUGUUUCCCUGCUCCAACACACCUGAUUAAAAUGAAUGGUCGUUAUCAGGCUUCCACAGAGCUUGAUAACGACCCAUUCAUUUGAGUUAAUUUGCCUUAGGGGGUACACUGGAUCACACAACCUGACACAAAGAAUAUUCCAUGGUGAAUUAGAAAUGUGUAAUUUCAGUUCAAA